This is a messenger RNA of Tremella mesenterica DSM 1558, 1689 nucleotides long. RefSeq lists its product as uncharacterized. The transcript has 3 exons. Gene Ontology annotation, molecular function: nucleic acid binding; ATP binding. The record is from RefSeq and is a predicted model, not a curated record. Gene Ontology annotation, cellular component: mitochondrion. The annotation marks the transcript as partial. Lineage: Eukaryota; Fungi; Basidiomycota; Tremellomycetes; Tremellales; Tremellaceae.
UCCGAUGAUCCUGCUUCAUUCCAAUCUCUCAGGAAUAAGGUGGAUCAUAGGGUUCUCCGUGCUCUUACCGUCGAUCCGUGGGAGUUUAAACAAAUGACAGAAGUACAACAAAGAGUUUUGAGUCUCAUGCCUGAGUUAGCUGGGAGAUCUUUAGGUACUAAAGAAGCAGGACCGGAUAUGGAGGGGUUACAGAGUGAUUUACUGGUUAAGGCUCGUACGGGAACAGGAAAGACUGUUGCAUUCCUCGUUCCUGCUCUUGAAGCUCGACUCAACAGUUUGAGAGGACGAGAAGGAAGUAAGAUUUCGAAAGGUGUCGGAGUACUCAUCAUCUCUCCAACACGAGAGUUGGCUUCACAAAUUGCCAAAGACGCUAAGAGAGUCUCCCACUGGCAUCGUUCCAUCGAAGUCGUUCUCUUGACCGGUGGCGAAUCGAAACGGGACCAAUUGAAAGCUUUCAGGAAAGGUCGCGAUAUCGUCGUUGCUACCCCAGGUCGACUCAACGACUUGAUCGAAACAAAUGCACAAGUCAGAGAUUCCAUCGAGAAGACUGCCACUCUCAUUCUCGAUGAAGCGGACACUCUUCUGGAUAUGGGUUUCGCUAGGGAAUUGAAAUCAAUAGUCGAAAGCUUACCUCAAGAUCGUCAAACUUUCCUUUUCAGCGCCACUGUCAGUAAAGAAAUUCGAGGUAUUGCCAAAGAGUUCCUCAAACCGAAUCAUCACUUUAUCGAUUGUGUCCCAGCAAACGAAAGCAACGUGCAUCAUCACAUUCCCCAAUAUGCCAACGUUCUUCCCUCGGCCGCUGAGCAACUACCACAAGUUCUACGACUGAUCGCACAUGAUCAACUGAUCAACACCACCACUUCUUCCAAAAUAAUCGUCUUCCUCCCCACUACCAAAAUGACCAUGUUAUUUAGCACUCUUUUGCGUGAAUUAGCGAACAGUCUCCCAGUGCGACCUUUCGUCAGUGAAAUUCAUUCCGGUUUAUCCCAAGAUCGUCGAUCUCGCACUUCAGAAAGGUUCCGUAACGACAAGGGUCCUUCGAUUCUGGUCACUUCUGAUGUCUCAGCCCGAGGUGUUGACUAUCCCGGUGUAACGCGUGUCAUUCAGGUCGGCGUUCCUUCAUCGGGUGAACAGUACAUUCACAGAGUUGGAAGAACAGGUCGAGCUCAGGCAGAGGGCGGUAGGGGAGAUAUCAUCCUCAUGCCAUGGGAACAAGGUUUCCUUCGUGAACUUCAUCAAGUGCCAUUGAAGACGCAAACGGUCAAGGAUCUCGAGGAGGAAAAUCAACGAUUGGCAAAUUCGAGAAGUAUGGCAGAAAAAGUCGCCGCUCUCCCCAAUGCUGUUCAACAGCUUUUCCCAUCUUUGGAUCCUACUGCUUUGGAAGAAGUCUUCACCGCACAAUUGGGUUUCUACGUUGGUCGAACUAGAGAGCUCGGUCUUUCUCCCGAAGACAUACUGGAGGAGUUGAAAGAAUGGUCAGUCGGGGCUAUGGGUCUAGCCGAACCUCCUCACUUGUCAAGUGAUUUCCUGAGUAAAUUAGGUAUUGGUAGGGGUGGCGGCCGCGGUGGUCGUGGUGGGAGAUUCGUCGGGAGGCGGCCAAGUAGAACGAAAGAUGUUCAAUCCACGUGGCUCGAUACACACGUCAUCUACACACCCAAAUCGCUUUGCCGUCUCUGCCACCUCUGUUAG